CACGUGACCGCCACGGGCUGCGAGAUCCGCCGAAGCGCGACAAAAACAAGCGCCAACUCCGACUCCGACUCUCGACGUCACCGACCAUGGUUGGAAGCUAAUCGACCUCUCUUUUGUUUUCCGGGGUUCUAGACCAUUUCUCGAACCUUUCCUCUUCCCUUGCAACUCCCCCGGACAGCAGCCGUCUUGCACAUGUAAUGUCCAUUGAAGUUGACUGGGGCGCCGCGACCUCCGGUCCGGACGGGGAGGCUCUGGCCGAGCGCAUCCGUUCCUUUAUCCAUGACAAGUUCCAGCAGGUCGCUCUGCCACGCUUUAUCCGCUCCGUACAAGUCCACUCUUUCGACUUUGGGACCAUUCCGCCCGAGCUCGAGAUCAAAGACCUUUGCGAGCCGUUCGCCGACUUCUAUGAGGAGGAUGAAGACGACGAUGAAGCGUCCGACAUAUCCGAGGGGCUUGUCUCUGGACAUGGUGCGCAAUGGCAUGGUUCUCAUUCAGAGCUCGACGAGUCUCCUUUCCGCGACGAGAAUGCGAUGCAUCAACCUCUGCGUGACCCGUUCACCGAAGGCUUUCAACCCUCGGCCUUGCGGUCUCCGAUAGCUUUUGGCGACCAUCUCAACCCGCAUUUCCUUCCCCGUGCCGGUACUCCUGGUAUACCCGGAGGCACAUCGACUCUCGGAUACCAUCUGAUGUCCCUUGGUGGGCUUUCUGGGACACAGACCCCCCUCGCUGCAGUUGCAGGUGGAUCACCGUUUGCGAGUGGAUGGAACGACUCCGGGAUGAUGGGCCCUGGGAAUAGGGGAUGUCCACCUCCUCCAAUCUUCAAUGCACAUCAAUCGCGACCGGAAGCCGACAUCGACAGCAGCAAUCCGACCUCGCGCCCGUCCACAUCUAGUACGCUACCUUCUCAUCCGUCCGGGUCCAACAAGAACACUGGUGAUGGAGCAGGCAGUGCCGACCAUGGAUCACACCCGGAGGAGCAUGGACAUAUGGAUGACCCUUCGGAGGAACCUCUUCGGUUUCCUCGGAUGAGGGAGCGCAGGCCCGAGGACUUUCAGGUUCUGUGCCAUGCCAAAUACGCGGGUGACGUGCGGUUGUCGUUAACAGCAGAGAUUCUCCUGGACUAUCCCAUGCCUAGUUUCGUGGGGCUGCCCCUGAAACUGAACGUCACCGGGAUAACUUUUGACGGCGUCGCAGUGGUUGCCUAUAUCCGCAAGCGGGUCCACUUCUGCUUCCUGUCAUCCGAGGAUGCGGACGCGCUAAUUGGGUCGGACCAACAGGAUGUCGGGGGCCAAACGGACUAUUCACGACCUGGUGGAGAUGCGACCGUCUCUGCAAAGCGACAAGGUGGCCUGCUGCAAGAGAUCCGGGUCGAGAGUGAAAUCGGCCGGAAAGAAGAUGGGAAACAGGUCCUCAAGAACGUCGGCAAGGUUGAACGAUUUGUUCUUGCGCAAGUGCGACGGAUCUUCGAGGAGGAGCUCGUCUAUCCUAGUUUCUGGACAUUCCUGGUCUAGUUGUGCCGCGGAAAAACAUUGUCGACUCGCAUUGAUCUAAACCCGUGAGGUUUUAGGGUUUGAUCGACCAUUUGAAUCGCACCGUCUGCUCUAGACCGCCUCGAGCCAAACGAUUUGUCAGAAACAGGCACUAAAGCUGCAGUGUUUUAUAUCAACAUUAGCGCCUGCGUCUCUCCUUGGCGAUAGAAUAAAUGCGUCAUGCCGAAACCCCACAACAUUGUCACUUUCAGGAUGCGUUCCCGUGUUCCUGCCAGAGGCUGAGGCUGCCAAGUCCCGACAUCCCACAAACAUCUGUAUCGUACUUGCCCUUCAAGAGAUAAGCGACUGCAUCCUUGGCUCUUUUAGCUCUCACCCCUUAAUCCUCCUGACGUAGCAGCCA
This is a messenger RNA of Aspergillus sclerotioniger CBS 115572, 1890 nucleotides long. It is a transcript of the gene mdm12, whose product is annotated as ERMES complex subunit MDM12. Gene Ontology annotation, molecular function: lipid binding. The transcript has a single exon. Gene Ontology annotation, biological process: phospholipid transport; mitochondrion organization. The record is from RefSeq and is a predicted model, not a curated record. Lineage: Eukaryota; Fungi; Ascomycota; Eurotiomycetes; Eurotiales; Aspergillaceae. Gene Ontology annotation, cellular component: ERMES complex. Bases 198 to 1511 code for a protein of 437 amino acids.